Molecule: messenger RNA, 2835 nt
Organism: Mucor mucedo
Lineage: Eukaryota; Fungi; Mucoromycota; Mucoromycetes; Mucorales; Mucoraceae
Product: Mis6-domain-containing protein
Exons: 13
Coding region: 287-2668 (793 amino acids)
Cellular component (GO): cytosol; nuclear body; kinetochore
Source: RefSeq, a predicted model, not a curated record
CAGGUUGUUCUAUUUAUUACAAAAGAAAAUGGGUGGCAUCAAAAGGCGUUCGAGUAAAAAAAAAAACAUAUGAGAAUGUCAUAAUAAUAUUGGACAUGCAUACUGAUCUUUUAAUAUUUCUACAGCCAGAGCAAACCCUGUGGAGUCAAGUUCAUCAGACGAGGAAUUAGAUCCUCCUUCCAGUUCUUCUGUUGAGCCUGAAGAGAGGCAUGUCGAGGAAACCACAGGGGAACAAGAGCAACACCUGAACCCUGUCGAAGAAACUACACGCGAGCCAGAGCAACACAUGGAUCUUGUCGAGGAAACCACUCAUGAACAAGAGCAACACAUGGAUUCUAUCAAGGAAGAUGAAUUAGAACAGAGCAUGCUUGAAUUGGCCGGAGAAGAGGAAGAGGAAGGGGAGGAAGAGGAAGGGGAGGAAGAAGAAGGAGAGGAAGAAGAAGAGGCAUCUGAAUUAGAGGCUGAAUCACACCAUGCCCUGUUUUCCGAAAUUUCUGAAGUUCGCUAUUCCGAGAAUGAGGAUCCGUCCGUGGUGGAGGACAGCCCUGAAGGCCUUGAUCGAAGUAUCAAGUCCGAACUCAGGUUUCUUCAAUCAAGAUUGACCAGGAAAAAUAUUACGAAUGUAACAAAAAAGCUAUUGAGUCUUGAGCCAUUAAUUUCAAAAUAUGGGUUAAGUCGAAAAUUAUUCAGAGUUUGGUUUCAAAUUAUUGGAUUAAGAAACCAGUCUGUUUUUCAGGCUAAAAAAAGUUUGUCCGUCUUGUUACCUCGAGAUGAAGUAUCCGAAAACCUUAUUCUUCCAAUCUUUAGUCGACUUGGUCUAAAAUCAGCAAAUAUGGCACUUCUCAAUGUGUUUUUAAAAUGGAUCAUUUGUGUAUAUGAUUACCUCGAUUCGACAGAAACAAUCACAAAACUAUAUACGGUCUUGUUUCAUUACCUGCCCUUUCGAGUCAUAAGAGAUAACCUUUGUCAUUUGCUCUAUUACAUGACACGAAAGAGUCACGUAACACCAUACCGAAUUAGAACAUUAAACGAACUGAUCGAACAAGAAAAGGACAAUGCUUCAUUGAUUGGAUUAUUGGCGGUGUAUCGGACUUUCGAUCAUUCGGUUCAGGUACCUGUGAAUGUCCGAUUAAGAAGUAUGUUUGCAUUUGAGCAUCCUGACCCAAGCUUUAGAGUCAAAAUGAGGAAUAUUUGGGCCUAUUGGGGAGAUGAAUCUCACGUGGGUGGGAUAGGCAAACCUUCGAUCAGAAUACGCUUGGAGAAUGACAACGUGAAAAAGAAGAAGAAAACGACAGCCACAGAAGAUUUCAAGAUACGUCCUGCUAAACGCUUGGAUGUGUUUGAAGCAUUUGAUCGCAAUAAAGAUAUGCCCUAUUCAAAACAGUUGCAAAUGUUGUUAGAGGAUAGACAAAUGCAGCACCUUUUAGUUUGUACUGUAGAUGAGGGAAUGUUGGUGCGUUUAGGCUACUGGUUAGGAAACGAAUUAUCCGUUGCCCUUCGAUUCAAUAACAGUAAAGACAAGGGAAAAUCCGAACUCAAGGAGCUUUUACAAAAGUUAUUAGCUCUGACAAAUUUUUCUAAAGCACAAUUACCUGUUAUCCAAUCUUUUUUAAAAAUAUACUUGCAAUCUUGGAACGGUGUUGAAUUUUCUGAUGAAAUAUUUGGGCUGAUAGCGUUUGUAAAACCGAAUGAUUAUGAAGAAUUAUAUCACGACAUUUUAUUACCGCUGUAUCGAAAGUACUCUUUGAUGAAUGUAACUUGGAAAACGAAAUUAAUUAACUGUUACACUGAAUGGCUAAAAAAUUGGGCAUUAUUGGAUUGGCGGGGUCACAAGGAAAGACCUCAUGUUAAUGGUGUUGAUAAUAUCACCUGGUUAUUUGACGGAUUAUCGAUUCAUGUGGAUUAUUUCGAAACGAUGCAAAAGAUUAUUGAGCACGUUGAUAAAAUUUGUGUGAUGGGUCUAUUAGCUGAAAAUGAUCAUCCUCUUUUGCAACAUGCAACACUUUCGUUCUUUGAAAUGGUGGCGAUGAUUCCUCAGGAACACGAUAUCCCGGAAAUUAUUGUGCCUUCAGUGGACUUGGUUGUGAGGUGCUUCUUUUCUUUUAAUGCCAUGGCUACCAGUCGGAUGUGCGGCAUCAUCUUUGACUAUAUAAACGCGUUCUACAAGAACGAUCAAAAAGAAGAAGACUGGGUAUCUCGACAUUCAUCUGAAUAUCUCGAACAGUUCAAUACUUAUGUCACGGAUAUAUGUACGGCCUUGUGGAGAGACAAGGCUUUAGCCAUAGAAGGAAAUGCAACGGCAUUUGGAAUAUCCCAAACGAAUAUUCAAUCUUAUGCUGAUAUUUGUGAAGAAAGAGGAGAAAAAUUUGGUUCUUGUUUUUCAAUCAUUCAACAUGCUGCAUUAGCAGGGUUUUCAAAGAGAUUCUUUAAGGAGCUGGAACAGACUGUAAAUGUAGAAGAGAAGCUCCAAGAAGUAGCUUCAUCGAAAUCUUUGGCAGAUCUUGCAGAGCAAGGAGGAAUCAGUAUUGAAUAUUUUGAAUAUCGAGUAGAAUAUUUAAAUUAUUUAAGAAGUAAGGGAUUAACGGGUAUUCGAGACCUACUGUAUGCCAGUAUGAUUUCACUGAUUAAUCUCUCACAAAAAAGAGAGGAAGACGGGGAACUCCAAUAAAUAAAAAAGUAAAAGGGAGGGAUGUUAAUGUUACUGUUGUAGAAUGCUACACCAACUUGUCAAAUCACACAAAAUGUAAAAUCGUGCUUUUUAUUGGUUACUUUUUUUUUAGAAAAAGGAAUAAAUACUCGUGUUAUUCCUUAUUUUUUUUUUUUCACUUUUUUUUU